AUGGCCUCCAGCCGGUGGAUGCCCUUCUCCUUCUUGACCGGGCCGCAGGGCACCCCGGCGGGGCCGCGGGCGUGCACCGGGAACAGCCCCCCCAGAGUCAGGUCACCCUCCAGGCGGAUGGCGUGGGGCUGGGUGGGCGCCGGGGGGCAGCGGCACGGCGGGCACAGGGACAGCAGGGACACCAGCAGGGACACCAGUGGCGUCACCAGCAGGGUCACCAUCGGGGUCACCAAUGCUGAUGGUAUAACCACGCCCACUUACCGCUCGGACACGCCCCUCCGCGCUUUACGGCUUUUUCGCGACUCCCCCGCCCCCUGCUGGCGGUGCUUUACGGCUGUGUUGGUGUUUUACGACCGCGGCCGGCCGCGUUGUGAGGGGGCCAUGGCUGCGGCCGAGCGGGACCCGCACGGGAGGGGCGAGGAGGAGGAGGAGGAGGAAGAGGAGGAAGAAGAGGAAGAAAAGGAGGAGGAAGAAGAGGAGGAGGAUGAGAAAGAAGAGGAAGAAAUGGAGGGGGAAGAAGAGGAAGGGAAGGAGGAAGAAGAGGAAGCAAAGGAGGAGGAAGAGGAGGGUCCCGCGGGCUCCCCCGCUGCCGAAGCCCCCUCGGACCCCCCUCCAAAGCCGGUGGUACCGGGGGUCCUUUAUUUGUCCUUCCUCCCCCCGGGCUUCGGGCCCCGCCAGGCCCGGGCGCUGCUGCGGCCCCACGGGGAGCUGGGCAGGGUCUUCCUGCAGCCCCACGGAGGCUCCGUGCGGCGGCGGCGGCAGCGCCCGGGGGGACCCCCGGCCGUGGCGUUCGCCGAGGGCUGGGUGGAAUUCCGGGACAAGCGAGCGGCCAAGCGAGCGGCCAAACUCCUGCACGGGGCACCCAUGGCCCCCCGGCCCCGCAGCCCCUUCCGCCAUCACUACUGGAGCAUCAAGUACCUGCCCGGCUUCCGGUGGCCUCACCUGAGCGAGCGGCUCAGCUACGAGCGCCAGGUGCGGGCGCAGCGCCUGCGGGCCGAGGUGGCCCAGGCCAAGCGGGAGGGGGGGUUCUACGCCCGCCACGCCUCCAAGGAGCCCCCCAAAACCUCGGGAGACCCCGCAGCCCCUCCCCGGACCUGGGGCUUCACCCAGAGACCGACAGAAGAGGAGAUUUGGAGGCGCAAAGCUCGGCCCCCCCCGGCCGCGCCCCCCCAGAGCCUGCUGGAGAAGGUGUUUGGGACAGGCCGGUGAGACCCUCCCUCAAAUCUGGGGGGGCUCCAGGUGUGUGGAUCGCCAGGGCCCCCUCCAGACACCGAUUCCUGUCUCAAGGACCACCAGAUGUUUUAUUUUUCUCCUUAAAGCU
Messenger RNA from Melospiza melodia melodia, 1321 nucleotides. RefSeq names its product activator of basal transcription 1-like. Gene Ontology annotation, cellular component: nucleolus. The record is from RefSeq and is a predicted model, not a curated record. The transcript has 6 exons. Gene Ontology annotation, molecular function: RNA binding. The coding region runs from base 1 to 1209 and encodes 402 amino acids. Gene Ontology annotation, biological process: endonucleolytic cleavage to generate mature 5'-end of SSU-rRNA from (SSU-rRNA, 5.8S rRNA, LSU-rRNA); small-subunit processome assembly; endonucleolytic cleavage in 5'-ETS of tricistronic rRNA transcript (SSU-rRNA, 5.8S rRNA, LSU-rRNA). NCBI's taxonomy places the organism in Eukaryota, Metazoa, Chordata, Aves, Passeriformes, Passerellidae.